CUUAUCUUACAUGUACUUCUCACUCAGGUGCUUCCCCUGAUAGUCUACGACUGGCUCUCAUAGGACCUUUGAUUCCACUACCUUGAGUGAUUCUGGAGAUCGGUCUCACAUACUUCGUUGACAAGAUCUGCGUGCUUCUCAAUUUCAUCUGUUAUCUGACUUCAUCCUGAGGCUUGUCAAUUCUUGAAUAUUCGAUGAUGAGAAGGACAAAAACUGCUCCCUACUGGGGAUUGCAGGCUGAACCUCUGAAUUUAGCAAUUGCCACUUUAGCUGGCAUAGGUUUCCUAUUGUUUGGAUAUGAUCAAGGUGUGAUGGGUGGUCUUUUGACCCUUCCAACAUUUGUGGCAACUUUUCCGGAGAUCGACACAACCUCUUCCUUCUUGACAUCUGAUGAAAAAAAACGAAACUCUAAAGUUCAAGGUGUCUCCGUAGCGAUAUAUGAGAUAGGAUGUAUGUUUGGAGCCUUGUCCUGUUUAUAUAUCGGAGACUGGCUUGGACGAAGGAGGGUGAUUUUUUGGGGUGCAUUGAUCAUGGUUGUUGGUGCCUGCCUUCAAAGUACUGCUUUUAGUCUGGCUCACUUUAUCGUUGGUCGGAUCGUAACGGGGUGUGGAAAUGGGCUCAUCACAGCGACUGUCCCCACCUGGCAAUCUGAAUGCUCCAAACCGCAUAAGCGAGGAAAAUUGGUGAUGAUUGAAGGCGCUCUCAUCACAGGUGGAAUUUGCCUGAGUUAUUGGAUAGAUUUCGGGUUUUACUUUGCCCGGAACACUACGAUGGCUUGGAGGUUGCCAAUCGCUCUACAGAUCAUAUUUGGACUCAUCAUAAUGUCGACUGUUCUAAACCUCCCAGAAUCACCACGUUGGUUGAUAAAGAAAGGUAGAAUACAAGAAGCAGAAAAGGUCUUUGCAGCUUUAAAUGGUACAAGCUCAGAUUCUGCUAUCGUUCAACGCGAAGUGAAGGAAAUAGAACAUUCACUCGCUUUGACUGGACAAUCAGGCCUCAAAGACUUGUUCAAGAUGGGACCUGCUCGAAAUUUUCACCGAGCGAUUCUCGGAUUUGUUAUCCAAUGCUUCCAACAGAUCAGUGGUAUCAAUUUGAUCAGCUUUUAUGCUGCUACAAUUUACGAGAAUUAUCUCGGAUUAAGCCCUACACUCUCGCGCAUCUUAGCAGCCUGCAAUGGCACAGAGUACUUCCUCGCCUCAUGGAUACCAGUGUAUACCGUUGAGACUUUCGGUCGUCGGAAGUUGAUGCUCUUUGGCGCUGUUGGUAUGUGCCUCAGUAUGACCAUCCUGACCGUGACAUCUUGGGCAGCAGAUCCGAUAGUAGGUCGUGAUUCGAAAUCGGCCGCAAUAGUUGCUGCGGUUUUCCUUUUUAUCUUUAAUACGUUUUUUGCAAUCGGUUGGCUAGGGAUGACUUGGCUGUACCCGGCGGAAAUCGCGUGUUUGAGUACCAGGGCUGCAUCUAAUGGAAUCAGCACUGCUUCAAAUUGGAUAUUCAAUUUCAUCAUUGUACUAAUCACUCCAAUCGCCUUUGAGAGCAUUGGAUAUAAGACUUAUAUCAUUUUUGCAGUGACAAAUUUUUUAAUGAUUCCAAGUGUUUAUUACUUUUUUCCUGAAACUGCCCAUAGAUCAUUAGAAGAGAUAGAUGACAUCUUUAGUAAAUCAGGUUGGUUUAGUGUUGUUAAGAAUUCAUUUCCUUCAAUCACUCCACUUAGAUUUAAACCUGAAGAAUCUAAUGAGUUAGUAUCAAAUGAUAAAGAAGAUGAAAAGAUUUCUUUGGGAAGAUUGUCUUGA
Molecule: messenger RNA, 1790 nt
Organism: Melampsora larici-populina 98AG31
Lineage: Eukaryota; Fungi; Basidiomycota; Pucciniomycetes; Pucciniales; Melampsoraceae
Exons: 16
Coding region: 195-1790 (531 amino acids)
Biological process (GO): carbohydrate transport; transmembrane transport
Cellular component (GO): membrane
Molecular function (GO): carbohydrate:proton symporter activity
Source: RefSeq, a predicted model, not a curated record